This is a messenger RNA of Thermochaetoides thermophila DSM 1495, 384 nucleotides long. RefSeq lists its product as uncharacterized. Bases 1 to 384 code for a protein of 127 amino acids. NCBI's taxonomy places the organism in Eukaryota, Fungi, Ascomycota, Sordariomycetes, Sordariales, Chaetomiaceae. The transcript has 2 exons. The record is from RefSeq and is a predicted model, not a curated record.
AUGCCGCAAGCUGGCGCCUGUGUCCUGGCUGCUCUAAAGAGAGCCAGGGACGAUAAGGUCAAGGAGCUGAACGCCAACAUCUCGAUUGUCGAAAAGCUCGUCGACGCUAUGGUGGAUAGCCAGCUCAAAAGCCCGCUGGAGAAGUCGGAUGAUGUUCCCCCUACUUCGGCCCCUCCAAAACAACCCCAUUGGGCUGAUGUGGCUGCGACUCCUUUGCAAUCCCCUCAACGGAAGAAACAAACAACACACAGCCACCCUUCCCCGAGCGGCUCUCACGCUCGUCCGAUGGAUCGCACCGCGAGUAGGCAUGUCUUCCUUCGGAUGAACAAAACCGAGUCUGCGAACGCGUUCUGGAGUCACACCUCCUCAAUCGCCGCCAUUUGA